Messenger RNA from Manduca sexta (tobacco hornworm), 746 nucleotides. RefSeq lists its product as uncharacterized. Lineage: Eukaryota; Metazoa; Arthropoda; Insecta; Lepidoptera; Sphingidae. Bases 19 to 657 code for a protein of 212 amino acids. The transcript is spliced from 4 exons. The record is from RefSeq and is a predicted model, not a curated record.
UUAAAAAGUAAUUUUAACAUGUUUAACUGGAAAAGCCAUGUGUCUGAAAAUAUGACUCGCUCGUGCAGAUUUUAUUCGAUGCGGGUAAUAAAUGUGUCGGUUGUGAGAUUGAUUUUAUUUUGUUUGGUACAAUGUGGGAGUGUUUCGCGCGGAUUAGCACGUGAAGAAAAAUGUGAAAUGCGCUGUUCAAAUGUUUUUGACUAUGUGUGUGGAGUCGCUGAGGCAGAUGGCAUCCGCGUCAUACAUAAGUUCCAGAACAUUUGUCAUCUAAACAGGAUACGAUGCCGUUUGAGGAAUAUUUUGGAUAUUUCCCAAGUUCCUGACAGAAUGUGCAACAUAAAGAAAACUUACAUGAAUAGUCGCCGAGUAAAUGAUUUCAGCAUUGUCGGAGCGCAUCAGGCUUGCAACCACACUUGUCCUACAUACUGCAUAGACACUUACGAGCCUGCGUGUGCGCAGAUUUGGAAAACAAACAUGAAAUCGUACACUUACAGACCUAUGAUAAAUCAUUGUCACAUCGACUUGUUCUCCUGUGCUGUUGGAGUCAAUGUGACUAUUCAACCUUUGGGAAAGUGCUACAAAAAUCCGUCUGGACUCUUGUUCAUGUCUCAAGUGGCUGCUAUGAAAUCCCUCAGGCUGCUAGACGACACGCCAUAGACCCCCCGUAUCUACCGGCUACUGCAAAAAUACAACACCGAUAAGUUUUCUAAGACGCAGAUAUUAUCAUAAAUAGGAUAUAAAAAUGA